UCGAAUGAAGUUAGCGAUAUAAAUAAACACUCAAAAGCGGAAAAAUGGCGGAUGAACAGUUGCCUGCCGGCUGGGAAAAACGGUUAAGUCGGUCAACUGGCCAACACUAUUACCUGAACAUUUACACCAAAGAGUCACAAUGGGACGUCCCUGAUAAACCCGCAGAACCUGUCUCUUCGAGUGGACCUGAACAAGUUCAAUGCUCACACUUACUGGUAAAGCAUAAAGACUCUCGAAGACCAUCCUCAUGGAGAGAAGAAAAUAUCAUCCGUACAAAAGAGGAAGCACUGGAAUUAGUUAAAUCGUAUCGAGAACAAAUUGUUCAAGGCAAAGCUUCUUUCGCUGAUUUAGCAUCCAAAUACUCUGAUUGUUCAUCUGCUAAAAGAGGAGGUGACUUAGGAUCAUUCAAGAAAGGCGCAAUGCAGAAACCAUUCGAAGAAGCAUCUUUUGCUUUGAAAGUUGGAGAACUUUCAGAGCCCGUAUUUACUGAUUCUGGAGUGCACAUUAUUUUGCGUACCGUGUAAAUUUACUUUUAAAUGUUUUUUUUUAUAUUAAUUAUGUUCAAACAUCAAUUUUCUCAAAUCCUGUUAACAUUUUAACCUACAUCAUUUAUGAUACAGUUACGCCAAUUGAAUAUUGUGCUAAAAUUCAGAUGUAAAAUUAAUGCUGUACAUUUUACCAUUAUGUAAAUUUUGCUCUUAAUGUUA
This is a messenger RNA of Zophobas morio, 707 nucleotides long. RefSeq names its product peptidyl-prolyl cis-trans isomerase NIMA-interacting 1. The record is from RefSeq and is a predicted model, not a curated record. Gene Ontology annotation, molecular function: protein binding; peptidyl-prolyl cis-trans isomerase activity. NCBI's taxonomy places the organism in Eukaryota, Metazoa, Arthropoda, Insecta, Coleoptera, Tenebrionidae. The coding region runs from base 45 to 524 and encodes 159 amino acids. Gene Ontology annotation, cellular component: nucleus; cytosol. The transcript is spliced from 3 exons.